This is a messenger RNA of Conger conger (European conger), 1603 nucleotides long. It is a transcript of the gene crabp2b, whose product is annotated as cellular retinoic acid binding protein 2, b. Gene Ontology annotation, cellular component: nucleus; cytosol. Gene Ontology annotation, molecular function: fatty acid binding. Lineage: Eukaryota; Metazoa; Chordata; Actinopteri; Anguilliformes; Congridae. The record is from RefSeq and is a predicted model, not a curated record. The coding region runs from base 296 to 724 and encodes 142 amino acids. Gene Ontology annotation, biological process: fatty acid transport. The transcript is spliced from 4 exons.
CUGCGGUGGUCUGGCAGACAGUUGGGAUAAGGGUCACUGCAGCCAAUCAAGAGAGGGCUACAAGGGGAGAGAAAGGAGUUAUAAACAGCCUCACGCUGAGCUGGACAAAGAGGUGGAAGGGGGACGCUAAAGAUUAUGCUAUUUAGCCCACAUUGCCGAAGUAUAACGGUACUUAAAAAGGCGAAUCAAAGUUAAAGCAGAGGGGAAAUAAAUUCAUUUAAAUUAACGGCUGAGAAUUAAAGAUACCACUUUCUCAUUUAUUUUGAUUAAUAUAUAACUGGUAGAUUAUUAAGCAAUGGAACGCAAAAUUCCUGAUUUCUCGGGAACCUGGAAAAUGAAAUCCUCGGAGAACUUCGAGGAGCUUCUAAAAGCGCUCGGAGUGAACGUGCUCCUGAGGAAAAUCGCGGUCACGGCUGCCUCGAAGCCCUCGGUGGAGAUCAGUCAGCAGGGCGAGGCUCUGACCAUCCAGACCGCCACGUCCGUGCGGACCACCUGUGUGUCCUUCACCGUGGGAGAGCCUUUCAACGAGAGCACUGUGGAUGGCAGACCCUGCACGAGUCAUCCUCGCUGGGAGACUGACAGCAAGAUCACCUGUGAGCAGACUCUGCAGAAGGGGGAGGGGCCCAAGACUUCCUGGACCCGGGAGCUGACCAAUGAUGGCGAGCUUAUCCUGACGAUGAGUGCCGGGGAUGUUGUUUGCACCCGCGUUUACGUACGAGGCUGAAAGACAGAAUUAUCACUCCGUUCCUCUCCUUCUUUUCUCCACCCAUCCAGUCAGUCCGCCCAUCCGCAAAGAGCAGAAUACUACACAGCAAAAUGAGUGUGUCUUCAACAAUAAUGAAGUACAUAUUGUGCCUGUUGGACUCUUACACCUUUAAGAGUUCAUUUUACACUGUUUCCGAGUUUAUUUGAAACUAGGAAUUGUGCUGUGUACAGUAUCGACUGCCAUCUUUUCUUUCCUGUGUUGUGUUUAAAGCAUUAAUCUGUCAUUGGGCCAGUGUGUUUGGUGUCAGGUGUGAAAUUCAGUAUUGAUGCGCUUAUUAACAGACCGACAGAAUUACUCAAGAGUUCGACAAUGCUGAGUAGCUCGUUUGUGGAUCUCAGGACCUACCCGUGGAAAACUUCCUCAACUGAAUUCGAUUUUGAAUGGAGAUUAUCCAUACAACACUAAAUUUAGUCCAGGACUAGGCUUAAUCUGUGCCUGUGAAACUGGCCCGAUGUGUCUACAGACAAAGCAAGCUGUAAAGAGCGAAAUCUGCUCCUGACAGUGUUCCUGUCUCUUCCUUCUCAGCCUGAAGUUUUAUAUUUAUUUUAUUUUACUUCCAUAUUUUUAACAUGCAUUCCUUUGAUCAAGUAUUAUGUUUUGACAUGACAAUGUUUGCAGCAGAGCAAUAAAGUGGCACACACAUUAUCGUGAUAUUCUCCAGUUGAAUUCUAAAUGUGUGAAAAUGUUAGCAUUUAAUCAUAGUGGACAGGAGUGUCAAUCAAACCAAUGACAUCAUUUUUUAAAAAGAUAUAUUGCACACAAGAGGUAUUAUAAGAAAUACUCUAUAAGAACUGUAAGGGCCUUACCUUGAGUAGAAAUAAAGUUGUUUUAACCUUG